Molecule: messenger RNA, 1373 nt
Organism: Trichomycterus rosablanca
Lineage: Eukaryota; Metazoa; Chordata; Actinopteri; Siluriformes; Trichomycteridae
Gene: kcnk13a
Product: potassium channel, subfamily K, member 13a
Exons: 2
Coding region: 40-1284 (414 amino acids)
Biological process (GO): potassium ion transmembrane transport; stabilization of membrane potential
Cellular component (GO): plasma membrane
Molecular function (GO): outward rectifier potassium channel activity; potassium ion leak channel activity
Source: RefSeq, a predicted model, not a curated record
AUCUAAGAUGUGGAGAGCUUUUCUGUUCUUAAUGGGAACAUGAUGGCAUGUCGAGGCUCAUGCUGGUGUUUGGGUUUUGGUGCCCCGAGCGAGGACACGGCACGCUUUGCUAUGCUCGCACUGCUCAUCAUGCUGUACCUGGUGUGUGGGGCUGCUGUAUUCUCGGCACUCGAGCGACCAGAGGAGGAGCAGGCCAAGGGUCGAUGGGCUCGCAAUUUCGAGCAGUUCAGCCGCAAGCACAACGUAAGCCGAAAGGAUCUGGAGGAGUUUCUGCGUGCCUACGAGGAGGCUACAGGGGCUGGGAUCCGUGUGGACAGACCAAGGGCUCGCUGGGAUUUCCCAGGAGCUUUUUACUUUGUGGGCACUGUUGUGUCCACUAUUGGAUUUGGGAUGACCACACCGGCCACAGUGGGUGGCAAAAUCUUCCUGAUCUUUUACGGACUAAUAGGCUGUGCAGCCACCAUCCUGUUUUUCAACCUGUUUUUAGAGAGAAUUAUAACUGUCCUGGCGUUUGUACUGAAGUCCUGCUACGAGGUCCAGCAUCGGCGCAAAGGAGUGCUACCUCAUGACAGCAGACAUGAGUCCAGUCACACGAGACAGCAUGAUGAGGACAGCCUGGCAGGGUGGAAGCCAUCGGUUUACUGUGUGAUGCUGAUUCUCUGUGUGGCAGCUUUAAUCAUAUCCUGCUGUGCUUCAGCCAUGUACUCGUCUAUGGAGGGAUGGGGCUACCUGGACUCUCUGUACUUCUGCUUUGUAGCAUUUAGCACCAUCGGCUUUGGGGACAUGGUGAGCGGCCAGCGCGCCACCUAUGAAAAUCAGACACUUUACAGCCUGGGCAAUUUCUUUUUCAUUUUGACUGGAGCUUGCUGCAUUUACUCGCUCUUCAAUGUUAUUUCUAUAGUCAUCAAACAGGUUCUAAACUGGCUUCUAAAGAAGCUAGAAAUCCCAUGUCGACACUGUCCUGGGAGAAACCUUCGGCCAGGCAGAAAUGCAGUGAUGCCUGGACACUUUCGUACACGCGUGAGGAACAUAUCUAUAGACACGGAUGCUGUGAACGAUAGUGAAACGGAUGGGCGCAGGAUGUCUGGGGAAAUGAUCUCCAUGAGGGACUUCUUGGCUGCUAAUAAGGUCAACCUGGCUAUCAUGCAAAAGCAAUUAUCUGAGACAGCCAAUGGCUAUCCAAGACCGCCUGGCUCUGUUAACCGUCAUAAUGAAUUCUCUGGUGGAGUUGGAGCUCUGGGUAUUAUGAACAACAGAUUGGCUGAGACCAGUGUGGACAGAUAAGUCUGACUGCCAACAAACCAAUAUAAGAACUAGAAAGAACUAUGUAAGACCAACAUGUACCAUCCUGAUAUUUUAGGAUUAUCUGUAUU